AAGAUCGUAACGAUACACCAAUGGCCUAUCAGUCUUUCCGGCAGGAGUACAUGCAAAUACCUGUAGUGACACGAGCUUAUACAACAGCUUGUGUCAUCACGACUCUUGCUGUGCUAUGGAGAUUAAUAACCACGUUUUUAUUUUUUGGAAAUAUGGGUUUCAAUUUCCUUUUCAACAUGAUCUUUACCUAUCGAUACUGUCGAAUGCUAGAGGAAGGAUCAUUUCGCAGAAGGACAGCUGACUUUGUAAUGAUGUUCAUUUUUGGAGGCAUAUGUAUGAUUGUAUCCUUUCAAUGUUUUAUUUAUUUUUCUGAGAUUGAUGAUAAAGUACAUGCACCAUUAUGUAUUUUAUUAUAUACAUUUGCAUUUUUUGUUAAUUUGUUAUUUCUGGGCCAUGCAUUCACGAUUAUGUUGGUAUAUGUUUGGUCACGGAGAAAUCCAUUCGUUAGAUUAAACUUUUUUGGACUUUUAAAUUUCCAAGCACCAUAUUUGCCUUGGGUUCUGCUUGGAUUUUCUGUACUUCUUGGUAACACAAUUUGGGUGGAUCUAGUUGGAAUGGCUGUGGGACACAUGUAUUACUUUGCGGAAGAUGUAUUUCCACGUUUGCGGGGAGGUUUUCGUGUUCUUAAAACUCCACAAAUACUUAAGACUUUGUUUGACGCACAUCCAGAAGAUCCAGAUUAUACUCCACCGCCUGAAGAUCGUCCUGGUGGAUUUAAUUGGGGUCAAGAAGCCAAUAUACAA
This is a messenger RNA of Heterotrigona itama, 743 nucleotides long. The record is from the annotation of a GenBank genome assembly. NCBI's taxonomy places the organism in Eukaryota, Metazoa, Arthropoda, Insecta, Hymenoptera, Apidae.